Molecule: messenger RNA, 1702 nt
Organism: Globicephala melas (long-finned pilot whale)
Lineage: Eukaryota; Metazoa; Chordata; Mammalia; Artiodactyla; Delphinidae
Source: RefSeq, a predicted model, not a curated record
AUGGAGCUCCUUCGGCUGCUGCUCCUGGCUGUGUUGGCGUCGGAACCGGCGGCGGCCGCCGGAGCCGAGACCGUCGGGAACUCCAGCGAGACUCUCCUUCCCAAUGCCUCGGGAACAGGCACUGACAAAGGACUGGUUUUCAUUCUUAAACCAGAGCAGACUAUAUGCACUUGGCACUUGGAGACUUCAGACCCUGAGCCUGUCCAAAAUGUGGCCAUUCCACUCUCCUACUCGGAAAGCGAUCCUAUCCCUGGUGGUUGUAAUUUGGAGUUUGAUUUAGAUAUCAAUUCCAACAUUUACCUGGAGUAUAAUUUCUUUGAAACAACUAUCAAAUUUGCUCCAGCAAACCUAGGUCAUGCGAGAGGCGCAGAUGCUCCGCCGUGUGACGUCAAGACGGGCCAGGACUCCAGGUGGAGGUUACAGUAUGACGUCUAUCAGUAUUUUUUGCCGGAGAACGACCUCACUGAAGAGGCAUUGCUAAGGCACCUGCAGAGGAUGGCCGAGGUGCCUCAGGUGCAGGCCAAUGCUCUCAAGGUGGUUACCCUAAAAGCUUAUGAUAAGACAAGUGUUUCUUUCUCCUCCCUCCGUGGACAAGGUGUCAUUUACAACGUCAUCGUUAGGGAUCCAUUUCUAAAUACGUCUGCAGCUUACGUCCCUGCUCACACGUACGCUUGCAGCUUUGAGGCAGGGGAGGAUAAUUGUUCUUCCCUUGGAAGAGUAUCUACCAAAGUGUUCUUCACUCUUUUUGCCCUGCUUGGUCUCUUCAUCUGUUUCUUUGGACACAGAUUCUGGAAAACAGAACUAUUCUUUAUAGGCUUUAUCUUCAUGGGAUUCUUCUUUUAUAUACUGAUUACAAGACUGACACCUAUUAAGUAUGAUGUCCGCCUGGUUCUGACAGCCGUUGCCGGAAGUGUCGGUGGGAUUUUCUUGGUCGCUGCUUGGUGGCGAUUUGGAAUCCUCGUGCUCUGCAUGCUGUGUGUUGGACUGGUGCUGGGGUUCCUUGUCUCAUCAGUGACUUUCUUCACUCCACUGGGAAACCUAAAGAUUUUCCGUGAUGACUCAGUGUUCUGGGUGACCUUCUCUUGUAUAGCUAUUCUCAUUCCAGUGGUUUUCAUGGGCUGCCUAAGAAUACUGAACAUACUGAGUUGUGGAUUCAUUGGCUCCUAUUCGGUGGUCUUGGCCGUUGACAGUUACUUGUACACAAGCCUUUCCUACAUCACUUUGAACGUACUGAAGAGAGUGCUCCACGUGGAUUUCCGCAGAGCUUUCAUAAAUGUGCCUUUUCAAACGAAUGACUUUAUUAUCCUGGCAGUAUGGGGCAUGCUGGCUGUAAGUGGAAUUACGUUACAGAUUCGAAGAGAAAGAGGGCAACCGUUUUUCCCUCCCCACCCAUACAAGUUAUGGAAGCGAGAGUGUGAGCGCAGAGUGACGAACAUCCUGGACCCCAGCUACCACAUCCCUCCGCUGAGAGAGAGGCUCUACGGCCGAUUAGCCCAGAUCAAAGAGCUCUUUCAGAAGGAACAGCCAGCCGGUGAAAGAACUCCCCUGCUUCUGUAGAUGCGGAGGGCUUGGUCAGUGCAAUCUUGAAGUACAACCCAGGUACCGCCUCAGAUUGGGUGUUGCUGCCUUGCUGCUUCAGCAGUCUCUGGGGCAAGUCUGCUAAGAAACCAGCUUCUGUGUCCGUGCUUUGUACAGUAUUGUG